AUGCCUCCCUCCGAAGCUCUCCUCAAGUCCGUCCAGGACACCAAGGCCACGUACCGCCAGCUCGGCAACAGCGGGCUGCGCGUGUCGGUGCCCAUCUUUGGGUGCAUGAGCUUUGGCGACCCUCAAUGGCAGCCCUGGGUCAUUGACGAGGAAGCCGCUCUCCCUCUCCUCGAGGCCGCUUACAAGAUGGGCGUCAACACCUGGGACACGGCCAACAUGUACUCCAACGGCAAGUCUGAGGAAAUCAUCGGCAAGGCCCUCGAGAAAUACAACAUCCCCGCCACAAGGUGGUCAUCAUGA
Molecule: messenger RNA, 300 nt
Organism: Parascedosporium putredinis
Lineage: Eukaryota; Fungi; Ascomycota; Sordariomycetes; Microascales; Microascaceae
Source: the annotation of a GenBank genome assembly